Molecule: messenger RNA, 1548 nt
Organism: Cyphellophora europaea CBS 101466
Lineage: Eukaryota; Fungi; Ascomycota; Eurotiomycetes; Chaetothyriales; Cyphellophoraceae
Exons: 2
Coding region: 1-1548 (515 amino acids)
Cellular component (GO): endoplasmic reticulum
Molecular function (GO): oxidoreductase activity; heme binding
Source: RefSeq, a predicted model, not a curated record
AUGUAUGGUGCAGAAUCGACGGCUCAGGCCUUCACUAGGGCGGAAGUCAAGGAGCUUGCAGGGAAGCCUAGUGGCAGUGUGCCAUUCAUUCUGCACGACAAAGGCACGUUCAAAACAGUAUACGACGUGGCAGGGUACCUGGAAGAUCACCCGGGAGGCUCCGCCAUCCUCAAGGGCGCCGCCGGCACCGACGCCACCGCAGCCUUCGACGACGUCGGUCACUCGGAAGAUGCGCGGCACCUGCUCCAUCGCUUCUGCAUCGGACAGUUGACCGAGAGUGAGGUGCUCAAAGCAAAAGUUCGCAGCGUAUUCAUCUCGCGCAAAAUCAAAGUCUCAAGUGACGGCGGCAGGCUCAAGCAGCUUCUACGAGCAGUGAUGGCGCUGGUGUUCAGUCAAAGUUUCGCCCAGAAUAUCCUGACGAUCGCCAGCGCAUUACUCGUGGCAAAGCUUCUGUGGCCCGGCUUGUUCGCGUGGGGGCACCUGGCCGCGUACGUCGAUCGCAUAUCUGCGUUCUGGCGCGGGGUGGCUCUUGCAACCAUUGGCAGUGGGGCGUGUUUCUCAGGGCUCGGCUGGCAGUUCAGCAAGACGAUUGUCAUGGCCAAAGGUUUCAGGAUGCACCCACCCGUGAUGCGGCCAGUCAAGGUCCUCAAGGGCGCUGGUGCUGAUAAGACGAGCGUGGCCGAAGGGGCGGAAUCGACGAUUUGGGCGCCUGUGCAGCUUAUCCGUCGAGCACAAACCGCCAUCGACACUUGUCACAUCACUUUCCGGACCGUGGAGCGUGGAGCAACUGGACGGCGCCAGUUGACGGUCCCUGCGGGUCAGCACAUCCAGCUACGCGCUCAAAUCGGACGUCUGCAAGUCACCCGCAGCUACACGCCUGUGUCAACGCAGGCAGACGCUAGUGGGUACACUACGCUGACACUGGCCGUCCGAGUGUAUCCCGACGGGAAGAUGGGACGACUCCUGAGCGAGCUGCCACUGAACGCGACAACAAUCGAGUGCCGAGGUCCAGUGGGCAGCUUCAAAGGCUACCAUCGCUUCCUCUGUGACGAGAUCGGGGCCGUGGCUGGCGGGUCCGGAAUCACGCCGCUGUACGGCCUGAUCAAGCGUAUCUGCGAGGACGAGAAGGAUGACACCAAGAUCCGUCUGUUGUACGCGAAUAAAUCAAGCGACAAGGUUAUGCUUGGGCCUGAACUUGACGAGCUAGCUCGAACGUAUCCGGACACAUUUCAACUGCACUACUUCUUCACAAAGAUGGAUCCGACGGCAGCGUCGACGGUGGCGUCCAAGGAUGCGGGUGGAAGCGGCAAGGGUGCAGCCUCCACGGCAUCUGCGGUGGGCGGAGACACAUCGUUACGCAAUGUUCACGCCGGAGCCAUCUCCAUUGGCGAGUUGAAGGCUCUGCUGCCUGCAGUCAGCGCCGAGAGCAAGUAUCUGCUCUGCGGUCCGGACGCCAUGGUGGAGCAAAUGGGGCGAGAUUUGGUGAAGAUGGGGACGAGGGCGCCACAGCCGGUGGGGCAUGUCACCGACCAGGUCUUUGUGUUCUAG